UUACGAUUGUUAGCGAACAUUAAUAACACUAAUAAUGAAGAAUGUGUCAUGUAGGCUUAUCAGAGGUAUAUAUACAAUAUUGUGCUUCUUCAAUUUCCUGACAUUUGGUGAAACCUUCAGAAUCGAAGACAAAGGAAGACACAUCCCGGUGCAGAGACGUUUCCUCAUUGGUGAAACUACAAGCACUUCAUACCUGUCUGUAGAACAAUUUGCUUCUUGCUUCUUAACAUGCACACCAGGAUAUGAAAAAUUAAUCGAAGCAUGUUGUAAAACAGGAGCUGGCGUCGUUUGUUCAAAUCUACCAUGGACAGUGCUAAAACCUAUCUUAGGGAAGUGCCCAGGUCUGCUUACUGCCGCAUUACCUGCAGUUUCAGAGUUUAUAUCUCUGGAACAAUUUGCUGCCUGUUAUCUAGACUGUGUUGUCGGGUAUGAAAAAUUAACUACUGCAUGCUGUCAAUCAGGGCUUGAUGUCGUGUGCUCGAACCUUCCGUGGAGCAUGUUAAUAUAUUAUUUAGGGACUUGUACAAGCACGAUGACAAAUAAUAAUUCAAACACACCUUUACCGAGUUCAAUCCAUACGAUGACGUCACCAAUAACGACGACAACGACGACGACGACGACGACGGCAACAUUUCCAAAAUCUACGUCAUCGAUGACGACUCUUCGAACUUAUUGGUUACCAUGGGGCAGCUGGGGUUGUGAAAUCUUUGAAGGAACUUGUUUUCAAAAACGUUCACGAAACUGUUCAACGGGAUUGGAUAGUGAUUGUAACACGCUCUCUGACGGUGUGUCCUACGACAUAGGUUUUUGCACGAUAUUGUCAUGUCCAGAAUUUUAUUUGACAACGCCCCCGACAACAAUGGCGACAACUCAGCAAGUUACCUGCCAGGACGAUCCACGUGCAAUUGGAUGUACGGAUACAUUGAUUCUGAGAGAAGUGUGCAUUAAAAAAGAAAGCGCCUGGAAACUAUGUAGGAAAUCAUGUGGUCUUUGUGAUACAUGCUGGGACUAUCUUAAUUGCUCCGCACAUGGAGCCCAGCAGUUGUUUUGUGGCAAUGACAAUUACGCUGUUCAAUACUGUAGGAAGACUUGUGGGAAAUGUGAUCAUAAACCUGUUGACGUGACGGUUAACAAGUGUGGUGAUCCGGUGUCGAGUGAAGAUAUCUGCGAAUAUCUACAAUCAGAAACGUGCAUAUGCAAUGACCCAGAUAUUCGAAACUUGUGCGGACACUACUGUAAUAACCAAUGCUUAUAUCACCCAUAUAAAGGCUCGGACUGCAGACCAGCACGGCGUAGGAAGAGAGAUGCAAUUGUAAACGAACUACUGUUAUCAAAACUGAUAUAAGAGAAUAAACAAUUACACUGCAGAUAA
Molecule: messenger RNA, 1372 nt
Organism: Ruditapes philippinarum (Manila clam)
Lineage: Eukaryota; Metazoa; Mollusca; Bivalvia; Venerida; Veneridae
Exons: 12
Coding region: 35-1345 (436 amino acids)
Source: RefSeq, a predicted model, not a curated record